ACCUAUAUAUAUGUCGCCACCACCACCACCACCAUCAUUACCAUCACAAUUGUCGCAAAACAACCAUUCGCAAAUCGCGGGAAGUCUUGGGAAUCAAGUCUCCAACGAAUCCUCACCAUCUCGCUGCCGGAAUAAUAACGUAGAGUCGCAAGGAAACUCCAGGAACGGAGAAGCUCGUGAGGGUGAAGCUCGUGCGGCAUCAGUAAAUAGUCAACAUCCACCUGGAAAUAAUUGGAGCUUCGAAGAACAAUUCAGACAGGUGCGUCAGUUGUACGAACUGGAUGAAACCCCUGAACGGAAGGUAUUUCUUGACGACCUCUUUACUUUCAUGCAGGGUAGAGGUACACCCAUCAGCCGACUGCCCAUCAUGGCAAAAUCUGUAUUGGAUCUCUAUGAGCUUUACAAGUUAGUUGUAUUACGAGGUGGAUUGGUCGAGGUAAUCAACAAGAAGCUGUGGCAGGAAAUUAUUAAGGGUCUUCGGCUACCAGCGAGCAUCACUUCCGCCGCGUUUACUUUGCGAACUCAGUACAUGAAAUAUCUGUAUCCGUACGAGAGAGACAAGGAAGGGCUGUCGACCCAAGAACAACUCCAGACGGCGAUCGAGACGAAUCGUCGCGAGAGCCGCAGGAACAAUUACGCGGCUUAUCCUGACAAUCAAGUACCGCGUAGCCAGCACAACUCGUUGACGCCGAAUCCAAUGCCGUUGCCGCUCUCCAUCGCCCAAAUGGCCGUGGCUGCGAAUGAAUCGCAGCAUCAUGUCGUAAACGGACAUCCACACGGUCCGCAACAUCAUCCGCAACAUCUUCCACCAAAUCUGGGUAAUCUUCCUUCUAAUCAGCACUAUAUGCUAAGGAUAUUGAGAGACCGAAAUACAAUGUCCAAUAACCCGAUGAUGCAAGGGGGCACACCGACGCCGCCACCAACAAUGGCAGAGGGAUUUAAAUCCGGACUACAUUUGUGGAAUAUGUACAGUCCAGGUAACAAUAAUAUGUAUCCAGCGUCACAACCCUUCUCUCCAUCAUCGUCUCAUUCGCCAUUAGCACCGGCAAAUAGUCCUGAACCACAGAGGGAAGCCUUAGAUCUCGCAAAUUCUGGAAACAGGUAAUCAUUGGAUCCGGUUUUUUUUCCAACCCCUAGUAGAUCCGUCAGUUCACCGUCAUUCGGAGGAGAGCCGAAGAGAAAUCAAGAGAAUACCGAACUCUCAUCUCCAACCCCCUCCACUAAAAGAAUGUUUUUAUCCGAUGUGGAAGGAAAUAAUAUGUCUAAUUCCUUGCGUAUUAGACAAGUGGUUACCACUCGAGAUCCCACAAGACGAAAAGAAUUAGAAAUUAGUUUAAAUAUUAAUGGUACUUUGUAUGAAGGCGUCCUGGCAGUUAAACAGGAAGGCAGUAGUAAUGGCAGCACCUCGUCGAGUCCCGAUAAUGGAAAACGAACACAAAAUAACGAAUCAUGAACAUUUGAAAGACACACGAUUUCGUACGACAACAAAUUAGCCUCGGAGAGUCUAAUUAAUAAUUUUGUUCUUUAGACAGCUACAUACAAGACAUCAGGCAGUCACAACUAGACAUUGGAUUCUUAUGCAAUUUUAUAUUCUUUUAGAAAGCAGAUUGGAAAG
Messenger RNA from Cyphomyrmex costatus, 1615 nucleotides. RefSeq names its product retained (gene retn). The record is from RefSeq and is a predicted model, not a curated record. The transcript is spliced from 8 exons. Lineage: Eukaryota; Metazoa; Arthropoda; Insecta; Hymenoptera; Formicidae. Gene Ontology annotation, biological process: regulation of transcription by RNA polymerase II. Gene Ontology annotation, cellular component: nucleus. Gene Ontology annotation, molecular function: DNA binding.